Molecule: messenger RNA, 351 nt
Organism: Cooperia oncophora
Lineage: Eukaryota; Metazoa; Nematoda; Chromadorea; Rhabditida; Trichostrongylidae
Source: the annotation of a GenBank genome assembly
AUGGUUUACUGUGGUUUUCAGAAGCUACUGGCUCGGAAAGCUGAUGUUCAUGCAACCAACGAACAUGGAAUGACUCCAUUGCACUACGCCUGUUACUGGGGUUUUGAACAAAUCGCAGAGGACCUGAUCAUUUCUGGAGCGCAGAUCGGAGCCUGCAACAAACGGGGGCAAACCCCAAUGGAUGUCUGCCAGGGACCGUCACGGCAAGCAAUCGCCGACGAUUGCCAUGGAAAAUGGCCAAAAUCCGAACGAGCGGAUACCCUUCAAGGAUCAGACGUGGAAAGGCACAAAAUCUCGAACCAGAGAUGCGACUCUGCUUCCAGAAUACCGAGUAAGACGUCCACAUCGUGA